AUGUUUACAAACGAUGCUAGACAAAAAGAGCGCACUGGAAAAUAUGGAAGCCCAAGACUGCAAUACCUCCAGGAGCUGGUCUCACAGUUUCAGAAUGCAUCGAGUGAAGAAACAAAAGAGAAAAUUGUUGCAAAUUUGGGAAAUUUUUCCUAUGAUCCAUACAAUUAUACCUUUUUACGCCAGCUAAAUGUUUUGGAGCUUUUUCUGGACUGCUUAACAGAGCCUAGCGAGAGGCUCGUGGAAUUUGCCAUUGGAGGAAUCUGCAAUGCUUGUGCAGAUCCAGCCAAUGCUGCAGUUAUCGUUCAUUGUGAUGGGAUUCCUCUUAUCAUCCAGUGCCUAUCAAGUCCUGUCAGGAACACGGUGAACUAUGCUCUUGCUUCACUAUAUUAUCUUUAUAAUGCAACCACUAAGGACGAUAUCCUAAAACCCGAGGUAUUAGAAGCCAUCAGAAGGUUUGCUGCAGCAGGUGAAGUCAAUGUAUGCUUCAGUAAUCUUGCUCAAUCUUUAUUAGACAGGCUCGACUCAUCGGAAUCUUAA
Striga hermonthica is the source of this 537-nucleotide messenger RNA. The record is from the annotation of a GenBank genome assembly. NCBI's taxonomy places the organism in Eukaryota, Viridiplantae, Streptophyta, Magnoliopsida, Lamiales, Orobanchaceae.